AUGUCUGUGGCCUUUGUACCUGACUGGAUGAGGGGCAAGGCAGAAGCCAAUCAAGAGACCAUCCAAAAUCAAAGGAAGCUCCUGGAGAAUGACCAGCUGAUCCGCUGUAUUGUGGAGUAUCAGAACAAGGGUCGAGCGAACAAGUGUGUCCAGUACCAGAUUGUGUUACAUAGAAAUCUCAUUUAUUUAGCUACCAUCGCAGAUGCCAACUCAUCCAGUACUUCAAAAGCAAUGAAAUGA
This is a messenger RNA of Marmota flaviventris (yellow-bellied marmot), 240 nucleotides long. Lineage: Eukaryota; Metazoa; Chordata; Mammalia; Rodentia; Sciuridae. The record is from RefSeq and is a predicted model, not a curated record.